Ahaetulla prasina is the source of this 11123-nucleotide messenger RNA. It is a transcript of the gene HIF3A, whose product is annotated as hypoxia inducible factor 3 subunit alpha. The coding region runs from base 287 to 2389 and encodes 700 amino acids. The transcript has 15 exons. Gene Ontology annotation, biological process: regulation of transcription by RNA polymerase II; cellular response to hypoxia. Lineage: Eukaryota; Metazoa; Chordata; Lepidosauria; Squamata; Colubridae. Gene Ontology annotation, molecular function: DNA-binding transcription factor activity, RNA polymerase II-specific; protein dimerization activity; RNA polymerase II transcription regulatory region sequence-specific DNA binding. The record is from RefSeq and is a predicted model, not a curated record.
UUCAGUUCCACAUAUGGAGAGGAGCCCGCUUGGUUUGGGGUUGGCAAGGAGUCGGCGGUCAGUGGAUGGCAGAGACCGAUGAUGGGGCAGUUAGGCAGGAAGCUGGGCCCGAGGGUGCCUUCCCCCUGGGGGUCUCUGGGGCAGGUCCACCACCGAAAUCCGGAAGGAGAAAUCGCGAGACGCAGCGCGAUGCCGGCGCAGCAAGGAGACGGAGGUGUUCUACCAGCUGGCCCACACCCUGCCCUUUGCCCGGGGGGUGAGUGCCCACUUGGACAAAGCCUCCAUCAUGCGGCUGACCAUCAGCUACUUAAGAAUGCAUAAGCUGCUGAAUUCUGGAGAAUGGCGAGACCAGGUCAAAGCGGAAGAGCAGGUGGAUUCCUACUAUCUGAAGGCCCUGGAUGGCUUCCUGAUGGUCCUGACCGAGGAAGGGGACAUGAUCUACCUCUCUGAGAAUGUCAACAAGCACCUGGGUCUCAGCCAGCUGGAGCUGAUCGGCCACAGCGUCUUCGAUUUCAUCCACCCCUGUGAUCAGGAGGAGCUGCAGGAUGUGCUGAGCCCCAGGCAGGGUUUCUCCAAGAAGGCGGAAGUGAAGACGGAGCGGAAUUUCUCCUUGCGCAUGAAGAGCACGCUCACCACCAGGGGGCGCACCGUCAACCUCAAGUCUGCCACCUGGAAAGUGCUGCAGUGCUCUGGGCACAUGCGCUCCUAUGCGCCUUCCAAGCCGGCCGCAGGGAAGGAAGGGGAAGGGGGCUUUGCGGAACCCCCGUUGCGAUGCCUGGUGCUCAUCUGCGAGGCCAUCCCGCACCCGGCCAACAUCGAGACCCCCCUGGACAGUGGCACCUUCCUCAGCCGCCACACCAUGGACAUGAAGUUCACCUACUGCGAUGACAGGAUUGUCGAGAUGGCUGGUUACACCUCCGAAAGCUUGCUUGGCUGCUCCCUCUACGAAUACAUCCACGCCUUGGAUUCGGAUUCCGUCAGCAAGAGUAUCAACACCCUGCUAAGCAAGGGCCAAGCCGUGACCGGGCAGUACCGCUUCCUAGCCAGGAAUGGUGGUUACAUCUGGAUCCAGACAGAGGCCACCGUCAUCUCCAGCAGCAAGAACUCCCAGCCCGAGAGCAUCGUCUGCAUUCACUUCGUCUUGAGCCAAGUGGAAGAGAAUGGCCUGGUCCUGUCCCUGGAGCAAACGGACCGCCAAGGCGAGCAUCGCCGGCUGCCCCCGCCCUGCCUCGAAGGGCUGGACUCCGAUAGCACCUUGGAAGAGAUGGACCCCAACGGAGGAGACACCAUUAUCAACCUCAGCUUUGAGCUUCGUGGUCCCAAAAUCCUGGCCUUCCUGCGCCCAGCCAACAUCAGCGAGGAGGAAUUGCAGCUCGAUCCCAAACGCUUCUGCAGCCCGGAUCUCCAGAAAUUGCUGGGGCCCAUCUUCGACCCACCUGGGACCCAGAACUCGGCAGGGGGCACCGGGCGGGCAAAACCUCCCACCCCGAUUCCCAAGACGGCUUCGGUUGUUAAGAAGGUGUCUGGAAAUCCCAAUCUAUCGGACCUGCCGGAAGAGUUGAUCUUCGACAUGGAGAAUGUCCAGAAGCUCUUUGCAUCCAACAAGGAGGAGCAGAGCAUGGAGACGGCGCUGCAGGAUUACGAAGGCCUCGACUUAGAGAUGCUGGCUCCUUAUAUCUCGAUGGACGACGAUUUUCAGCUCAGCAGCACCGACCAUCCGCCGUGGCUGACCGAGAAACGAGGCGAUCCGGGGGCAGGACCCCGGCCCACCUCACCCCCUCCGAGGCCUCGUUCUCGCAGUUUCCAUGGGGUGUCUCCGCGCCCACCGGAACCAGCUCCUCUUCCCCGCUGGGGCAGCGACAGCAGUUUGAGCCAAGGCCGCCCCAUCGAGACCCCUUUGGCCAAUUCGCCCUGCGGAGAAGGCCAGAUGGUGGAGAUGGUGGCAUCGGUCAAGAUCCAGUCUGUGCAGGAUGGGACCAGUCUGAAUGGCCAGAGGUCUCCCUUGGGCGGGAGGAAGAGGACUCGGGAGAUUAGCCUGGACGAAGAGAGAGAUCUCUUCCUGGAGACCAGCCCCCCCAAGCGUGCCCAUAACCAUGAGGCUGAGGGAUUCCUGAUGCCCUCGCUUAGCCUGGGCUUUCUACUCAGUGUGGAAGAGUGUUUGGACGCCCGGUCUGAGCGGGGCUGCGGGGGCACCAUGGCCCUGGGCAAGAAGCUGCUGGCCCUGGAGGAGCCCAUGGGCCUCUUAGGAGACAUGCUGCCCUUCGUGGUGGACGGACCAGCGCUCUCCCAGCUGGCCCUGUAUGAUGGCGAGGAGGAGGUCUCCGGGCGUGGUGGAGAGCACUUCCAGCUGGGGGAGGAGCUCCUGGUGGAGCUGGACCAGGCCACCUGAAGUGGCGCCCUUGACCGCCCCCCCACCGCACCUUCAUCCCACACUCCUGCUCUGCAGAUGGGACACCCGGAACCAAAUCCAACCAAAUGCCCUCGGGGAGGGGUCCCUCCCGGCCCCUUCCCCGCCCGUCCACCCUCCACUGGCGUUCUUAGGACUCUUCCUACCUCAGUCCCGUCCCCUUCCCCAGGCAGCCUCUCCCCUCCGGAGACGGUUGGGAGGAAGGUCUCUGCCACCUCAUUUGGUGCUUAUCCACCUGAAUGUUCUUGAACCAAGAGGAAGGGGGCCAGGAGUGGGACCGAUUCCCGGAGGGGUCUGCUCUCUUCAUCCCCCAAAGGAAGAGAAAGCACCACAGAGGGAUCCCCCCAGACGAGAAAGAGCGGUGCAGCUACCCCUUGGGAGACUCAGAACCCAUGGGGCUGUACCUUCUCCUCUGUCCUCAGCUCGCUAGGACAGAUCCUUCAGAAUUCGCCCAGGCUCUGUAAGAUCAGCCAUUCCUCGGGCGGAAGGGAGGGGUUCACCCCUUUGAGGGAGGUGAAAAGUGGUGGAGGACCUACUCUGAGAACAGGGCGAACAUCCACGUUGGCCUCUCCACGACUUCCCCAAAAUACUUACGGUGCCUCCCAUUGACCUCAAACCAAGGUCUCACCUUUUGUAAAGGAAAACCAGAGAGGUCCUCGGAGCUUCUGCUCCUUAGAGGACAUUUUGGCCAGGUGAGAACACCUGUCCUGGACUCUAGCGUGAUCUUUUCCCCUCUUAAGAUGGCCAGAACAGAACGCUGGUGCUUCGGCCCCAUCGGGGUCUACUUAAAAGAUUUCUCUCUGUUUACAAAACGGUCUCAGUUCUGCACACGUUCGGUGCGGAGGAAAUCAGAUGCUGUGUAGAACACAAGGCAAGCUGGAAAGAAAACUCUCAGAGGAAAAAAAAAACACAACCCCACACCUAUUUUUAAAGAAAGCAGGCCAGCUUCCCUGAUCAAGCAGUCACCAGGUGUGUUUUGAAUGCAGGUAGCAGAUCUGUGACUCGGCCAGAUGGCACGGCAAGCACAGCAAAGCACCUCUGGAAACAGCCGGAUUGGGGAAGACGGGCUAGCUUGAAAAUUUUUGAAGCCUAGGGGGAAAAAUAACCAUGAAUAGGAAACAACCCCCGCAAAAAUUAUAAAAAACCCAACACCCCAUGCAACAUUUCGAACCUGUCAGUCGUCAAAACUUUCCAGAAAAAUUUGGGGGGGGGAGGAAAAUUGCAAAAUCCGAAAUCCUAAAAAAGGAUUGCCAAAUCCUAAAUCCGAAGAGAAAUUUUCAGGAGCCUUAAAAGUACGGUCUAAAAAAAAAAAAGAGAGACAAUCUCCACGACAAGCUUUUUGUCGUAAAGAGGAGAACGGCCGUCCUCUGUUUCUAAACUUCGAGGUGGACGGCCGAUCACGAACACCUUCGAUAACGGGAAAAACAAAACGCUUUUCGUUAAGUGAGUUUGAACCGGUGCUAUGAAAUGUUAUCCGUUGUUAGAAAUGACAUUGUUGUCGAUAUUUCAAUCACUUUUUUUUUUUUUCUACUUUAACGAAAGGGGAAUUGAAAUUUCCAAACGGUGCUCUCCUUUCUUCUGUUUUUAACACCUCGAUCCCCGUCACACUUACUUUGAAGUAAGUUGCACUAAAAUCAGUGGGGCUCAGUUCAAAGUAAUGAUGUAUUAGCUGGUUUUUCAAACUUGGCUACUUUAAGAUAGGUGGACUUCAACUCCCAGAAUUCCCCAGCCAGCAAAGCUGGCUGGGGAAUUCUGGGAGUUGAAGUCCACACAUCUCAAAAGUUUGAAAAACUGUUGUGUAGGAAUUCCAUCCAACUUUUUUAAAGCCUGAUUUUAUGAAUGUUUUACUUAGAAGCUAAUCUCAUGGUGCUCAGUGGGUUUGCUUUACUUUCAAAUCGAUCGAUUGCAAUCUUGCCAGCAGCAUGGAAAAGUGACUCUGUUUUGGCUCGUGAUGGGAAAAACAAUUUUUUCCAAUGAAAUACCCGAGUUCCAUGAUUAGAAAGUAACCAAACUCUUCGCGUUCACAGAACUCCCCAACGGGCUUAAAAAAAAACCGAGGCGCUUUUCCAUUCUGCAAGUCCACGUCUUCUUGGACAAGCAGACAUUAUCAAAACGUCCAUUCGCCUUUCCUCUUGUCCCGUCUUUGGGAUUGAGAAGGCCCACCCACUCCCCCCAAAGCUUUAAUACUUAUAUAAAGGGGUUGCACUUAAUUAAAUAAUCUUGAACGGUGGCCCAGGAAGGAGAAUGUUGGCCAGUGUGUAAGUCCCAUUGUAAUGUUAUCCCAGCGAGUAAAGCUUGAUUUAAACUUGGUUGCAACUGCCCGCAGGCAUUGACACAUCUAAGCUGCAGACACUGCAAACUAGUCCAACCCCCUGCUCAGGCAGGAAACUCUCUACUAUUUCAGACAAAUGGUUGUCCAAUCUCUUCUUAAAAACUUCCAGAGUUGGAGAACUCACAACUUCUGGUGGCAAGCUGUUCCACUGGUUAAUUGUUCUCACUGUCAGGAAAUUUCUCCUUAGUUUCAGGUUGCUUCUCUCCUUGAUGAGUUUUCAUCCGUUGCUUCUUUUCCUGCCUUCAGGUGCUUUGGAGAAUAGUUUGACUCCCCCUUCUUCUUUGGGGCAGACCCUCAAAUACUAGAAGACUGCUAUCAUGUCACGCCUGGUCCUUCUUUUCAUUAAUCUAAGUAUACAGUUCCAACAACCAUUCCUUAUAUGCAGCGGUGGUAUUCGCUUACCUUCGCCACUGGUUCGCAAAUGUGAGUACACCCACCUCCACGCGUGCGCAGAGCCUUCUGCGCAUGUGCAAAGGGUCAAAAACGAGAAGUGGUGAUGUCCAGGCAAGUGGGCAGAGCCUCCCACAAUUCACCCGCUACCAGUUCACCCGAACUGGGUACAGGCUGAAUACCACAACUGCUUAUAAAUUUUAGCCUCCAGUCCCCCCCUAAUCCAGUGGUCACCAACCAGUGGUCCAUGGACCACUGGUGGUCCAUGAGAAAAUUUUGGUGGUCCAUAGAAAAAUUAUUUGCAUUUUUAUAUUGCACUAAAUACUAUUUUUCUUUUUUAAAAAUUCAUAUUAGUGGUCCACAGGAUUUAAAAUUAUGAAUUUAGUGGUCCCUGAAGUUCGAAAGGUUGGUGAGCCCUGCCCUAAUCAAUCAAUCAAUCAAUCAAUCAAUCAAUCAAAAGACUCUGGUCGGUGGAAAUAAUCUGCCUUCUAAUCCCACGAAACCAAUUCUGAAGUCCAUAUUCCUGAAGGCAGGAUCAGAAAACACGAUAGGCCAACGACGGUGCACACCUCCCAAAUCCCAACUCCGCAUUGUGCGGAGAUGCACACACUUCAUGCUGGUUGUUGGAUACCUUCUAUGUUGUUACGCGCUUUGUCCUUCAAGCACCGCGUAGCUAGGACGUCCACGUCCGCAGAAUUAUGAAGGCCACAUCUACGCAACCGGCUCCGAACGACAGGCAGGGUAGGUCCCCCUGGCGUGCAGUGAGGCCGAAGUCUAAAUCAAGCUUAAACACUUGACCGAAUAGCCCAUCGGACCCCUGACCGAAAUUCUCCUCUCCGUGCGGCACUUCAAAUCCCCGCAGCCCUUCCCUACAAAUACCCAGGGACGUUCUGUCAGUCAAUGCCUUUAGCGAUGGGUUGGGAGGGAGGUCCCCCAAUGCGCCCAAUAUAGGAAAAGAACGAGUUUGCUUGUUUUGGGUUUUUCAUUUUUAUAUCGAGCUAUAGAUAGAUAUAUAAAUCCCUCAGUUGCUUAGCCCACUUAGGCCUUGCUACUUUUAACAGCAAAAUUUGACCUAGCUUUUUUGCAUGUUAAAGGUUGGAUUUCGCACCCGGUCCCGAACCAGGCUUACUCUGCACAAUUCACUGCUUUCCCCUCCCGCUGUGCAAAUCCUUUGGAUUUAAAAUAAUAAUAAUAAGGAAAACGGAGUGAUAGGAGACAAGUGUAAGCUAAAACCAUGUUUCUCACGCCUCCCUUAGGUGUGCGUAUGUGUGUGUGUGUGUGUGUCCCGUUGGUGCUUGUGUCCGAGUAAGGUUGUCAUUUAGCUGAUGGGAGACCCAGGGAGCCCCACUUUUCCGUAGCAGAAGUGGCCCGGUUUCCCAGCUAGGUAGCAGCCCCAGAAAGAUUUCCAUUUCAGGAGCUCCAUAUUUGUAGAACUUUUAGCCAAGUUCUUUCAUCCCUCUUGGUGCUUUCUUCUCCUCACCCCCCCCCCCCCACAUAUGUGGGGACACUCAGUAGGGGGGAGGAGCACCCAUCCACAGGCGUUAACGGGCCCACAUAGGACAGGCCCAGGUCCACGCACGAUGGCCCCCGUUUUCCAGAAUGGGGGCCCGCUCCCAUCCAGCUGGGGAAUGACCGUUUUGCAAAAAAUUCGGGGUUAGUCCCCCCUCUCGCGAGAGGUGGCAACGGGACGGGUGAGGUCUCUUUCGGAGGCUCCCCCACUCCCGUUCUCUUUCCCGAUCAGCCGCGUAGAAAACCGCACUCUUAAAGAGGGGCCGGCCCUGCCCCGGACACCAUCUUUGCCUCGGUCAUUGUUCACCCGUGCCUUCACGUCAACAACUUCACCAGCUGCAACCGCAAAACACCAACCCGGCCACGAAUCCGGCCCCUUCCAAUCGUUUUCCCGGUUGAGGAGUGAGCCCGGCUGUGGUCGGUGGCACAGCGGAAUGGGAGAACAUGGCUAAUUCCCAGACCCUCUUGCACAAGGUAGGUUCCUCCUUGGUGCCACGGAGCACGGGACCCCCUUCCCGACGACAUCGUUACUUUGCAAGUUUCGCGGUUCAGAACGCGAGAAGAUGGCCGAAGAGGGUUGUGAGGAGAACCCGCUCCGCUCGGACCUACCAACCCGGACUGUUUCCCUUUUCGUCACGAGCCAAGCUCUCACGCACACCUACGUGUACACCCAAGAUACAAGCGCACACACCAAUGCAGUACACCAAGCACGCGCAAUCUCACAAAUCGACGGGCCACAACUGGCUCAGGCAGCUGUAUUUUUUUUUUUUUUCAAAAGCCGCACUUGACAAACACGCACAGAACAAUAGAAUUUCAAAGCCAGGUGAAGAACGCAGGAUAAGAUGUCUCUCUCUCUCUCUCUCUCUCUUUUCUUCUCGUUUUUGUUGACUUUGUUAGGAUUCUAAUUUUAAAUCCCCCAGCCACAGAGCAAAGGGGCAUCUUUGCCUCCACUGACCGUCUGCUGUUCCAUUUUGCUUUCUUUGUAUCGUGUAACCUUUCGAAUCCAUUUCCUCCUCCUUCUUUUCUUAGAGAACCUGGUGGGAAAAAAAAAAAUGAUGGUUCUCCCCGAUUAUUGUUGCCGUUGCCGUUUCGCUGUUAUCAUAGGAAUUGUAGCUUUUUAACCUGAUCGUCUGCCCCAAAGCUGGACGCUGCCACCGCCUGCAGGCUUCUCCUCUAAACGUCCAGCAGACCAGCUCCUCUCGGGGAAGGAGGAGCAAGAGGCCGGUGUCUCUGGGUCGCCUGGGCCAGCGCCCGUGUCCACAACCCCUCCUCCCUUGGCCUGCAAGGGGAACGUUUCUCGCCUGCUGUGGCCGUUUGUACUUCUGGGGACGCGUCGCAUAACAGCGACGUUCGGUGCUAAAGCUCUUCCCCCUGAGCAACGGUGCUCUGUUCCUCCUUGAAUUUAGACCACGUUGUGGCCAUGGUGCUCUUGUCCCCUUUCUAAGUCACCUGGAACGGCUGCCAGCCAACACCAGCCGGGUGACCGACCACCCGCCUGAUCCCGAUGGAGAUCUGACCUCUGGCUGGCAGCGCUGCCCAAGUGCCCACGGUGCUCUUUUCUCUCGCGCCCCCUCCGCCCCGCCAGAUGACCCAGAGGCAGUGGUGCUAAGAACCCCUUGCCCCUCUCAGCCCUGACUCGGAGUUCGGUUUGAAAAGCAGAACCGCCAACAAAAGAGCCCCUCGGCUCGUCGAGUCUGCCUUGAGCGGGAACUGCAACGGAUGUCCUUCCAGAGACCUUCAGAGGAAAUGGAGAUGGCGGCAGCUCAGCGUGCCUAAAAGACCGCCCGUCUUCGGUUGCGGUCGCUCCAUUGCUAGCCAUGAGGCACCUUCCCUCCGCUCUGCAGCGGUGAUGGGUGGACGAUGGGUCAUGGGAAGCGAGUGGUCACGUCCCUUUGGUGAUGGGUGCCACCUAGCCCAAAGCAGAACAUUUACGGAGAAUCUCUAUCCUCCCGGUCAUUCUAGUCCCUAAAAGGCAACUGCACUUUCAUGUUUUUCUUUGGAAACAUUUUGCUUCUCAUCUAAGAAGCUUCUUUAGAACUAAUGAAGCUUCUUAGCUGAGAAGCAAAAUGUCUUCAACAGGAAAAAAAAAAACCAAGACAGUCCAGUUGCAUUUUUGGGGGAAAAUGCAUUUUUGGGCUAACCUUGGGACACCAAGUGGCACCCAUGGUCUGCUCUUCCCCCAACUCGGCGCCCUGCAGAUGUGUUGGUCUUCUGCUGCCAUCAUCACAGCCAACUCUAGCCAUGCUGGCUAGGAAUGUUAGCAGCAAAUAUUCCAAAGUCUGAGGGGUAUUCCAAGCUGAUGAGAUUGGGGUACAGCAGGCUGACCCACUGGCAGCCGGCCAACAUUGGCGUACUGCUCCUCCCAUCGUCUCUUUCUAGACGGAGAAGAGUGGAUCUUCAAUGGUCUCUGGAAGAUCACCCGCUCUAACUCGCUACGAUCCAGAGACACAACCUCUUGCUCUUCCGGCCACCCCUUUUACGCACACACAUCGCCUUUCGCCCAUAUGGUUGUUGUGCCAGCCAGCAUUGAUAAGAUUGAGGUCUGGAACCUGCCUCCUGGAGAAGUUUUGCCUGGUGGGCAGGUCUCCUUGAGGUUCACCCUUGCUCAACAUUCUCUGGUGCCAAACCUGGAGACCUCUGGCCCAGUAGAUCCUUGUUUUAUCUCGAUGCUAAAGAAGUCCAACUAUCUGGCCGGGUACCCUGUGCGAUCUGGAUGUGUGCCCCAGAGUUGGGUCCAGCAUCAAGUCCUCCAAAGCAGGGGUCUCCAACCUUGGCAACUUUAAAGACUUGUGGACUUCAACUCCCAGAGUUACUUAGCCACAAGUCUUAAAGUUGCCAAGGUUGGAGAUCCGUGCUCCAAAGCCUUGAUAACAUCCUCUCCUUGUCCUACAAUCCUUUGAGACCAUACAUCCAUAGUUGGGGUCUUCACCUCCCUAAAGUGCCUCGUCCUAUUUCCAACUGGGGCUGAUGGGUGCCAGUAAUUUGUUUUUAAGCCAGGUUUGCUUAUCACGGGGCACCAGGCAAAACAACGCCGGGGUUAUUGGCCGUUCAGCGUGGUGGGACCCCAAACAUUCUCUGACCUGUCGUAUAAACCAGAUCAUGGCUCGCUUUGAUGGGUCAUGUCCAAUUAUACAAACCUAACAAUUCCAGGUUUGGGGUUUAAUCGAUAUAGGCUAAGAAUCCAUGCUGUGCCAUCUCAGGAACAUUUUGAGUUUUGAACAUGUUUGUGGCAGCUUUGUUGAAAAUGUGUAGCUACACAAACUGGUUAGAGAUUAGAAGCCAAUGAUUUAACAAUAUACCAUUUUCAAAAGCUGAUGUACUGGUAGAAGAGAAUGUUUGUAGCUCAAAGUCGAACUGUGGAGUCCUUGGUGGUUUUCUUGCAGACGUUUCGUGACCCAACUAGGAAAUAUCAUCAGUGUUCAAAAGGGAGGAGGGUUGUGGAGAAGAGCAGGGGUCCUUGGUGCUCUCUGAGCUUGGCUGUUUUCUUGCAGGUGUUUCAUGACCCAACUAGGGAACAUCAUCAGUGCUGGAAGGGAAGUGGGGUUUGCUCUGUCUACAAUGAGUUUGCUCUACAGAGAGCAAGCCACACUCCUUCUAGCACUGAUGAUGUUACAUAGUUUGGUUAUGAAACGUCUUCAAGGAAGCCACCAAGCUCAGAACGCUCUCAGAAUCCCACAAAAACCUGAUGCGUUGAACUUCAGCCUUUAUCAUCCCUAUUCAGUCCGGCCUAGAUCACGGCCGGGGUGGGUGGGGCUGAAGUCCCAUACAUUCAAAAGGCACUGAAGAAUUGAAUUUAUCACACCAAGUUUAGGUUAAUCCAGAGUGACCUUGGUUUUAAGAUCAGGUUAGUAUAAAUAAGUCUUCACUUUGGAUUCAGACAAUUGGGGUUUCAGACACGUCUAACUGGGAAGGUGGUUCAAUUUUUGUUACAUCACUUUCCUAAGUUCUGAUGGCAAGGAAUCCAUCUGAGCAGUCCCUCCAGGGAGACAAUCCAGGAAUAUUAGAGGCAGCAAUUCCCCCAGAAGAUCAUCUGCCUGUACAUCUGGAAUAAACCUCCAGCUGGCAGGGAGCGUCUUAACUUGAUGUUUCUCAACCAUGGCGACUUUAAAAUGCGUGGACCUCAACUCCCAGAAUUCUGGAAGUCCACACACCUUAAAGUCGCCAAAGUUGAAUAACACUGCCAAGGGGAACCUGUGGCUGAACACCAGACCUGUCUGUAAAAAUCUGGCUGGCAUGACAAAGAGUUUUGGGAAAGCUUUUUCAAAGGAGAUAACCCUGCAGAAGGCUCCAGCGUCUUUAAAAGCUUUGGGAUUUGUUCAUAUAUAAUUUUUAUAUAUAUAUAAAUAUAUAUAUUAUUUUCCUCUUAUCUUUGUGUAUAGUUAAUUUUUUUUCCCCCUCUCUGUGGCGGGAUCAAGUUUGGCCCCUGUUAUGUCUGUAUGUAUCACUGUUGUGAAACAUAAAAUAUGUCUGGUAACAUGCAAAGGA